AUGAAAUUUUGGGGAGGGGCAUUUGUGAUAGCUGCUCAGCUUAUUAAUUUACUUCCCACUUCAGUUCUGAAUUUUGACUCACCAUCUCAGAGACUAUUUGGAAAAGCUCUAUCUUAUUCAAUGCUUAAGGUAUUCGGUUGCCUAUGCUUCUCUCACACGAGGCCGUACAACAAAGACAAGUUGGAAUUCCGAUCAGAGGCCUAUGUUUACCUAGGACCAUCCCCACAUUAUAAGGGAUUCAAGCGCCUCACUAAGUUGGGCAAUAUCAUCAUCACGAGAAAUGUUGUGUUUGAAGAAAGAGUAUUUUCCUUCAAAGACGAGAGUUAUGGCUUCACAUCUGCAACAACUACUCCGACAGUUCCAAUACAACAUCAUUCAGAAGAAGUUUACAUGAAGCAGCUAUUUGGAUAUGAAGCUGGAAAUGAUAAAAUGGUAACCAAAGGUAACUCCACAAUUUUCUUAUUUGUCUACGUGGAUGACAUUAUCGUAAUGGAUAGCUUAGCUGCUGUGAUUUCAGACUUGGUUAAGAGCUUAAAUGCUUGCUUUUCACUCAAAGAUUUAGGGGAUCUUCAUUAUUUCUUAUGGAUUGAAGUGAGGCCAAACCUUGAUGGUCUCUUACUUACACAAUCUAAUGGAAAUAUUAACGAGACAAUGAGGCUUACUUUAGCAGCUUUAGUUGGAAUUGUUUUUGGAUUUUCUCUAGGAGUAUCUUUUCCAACUGUAUCAUUAGUUAAGGUGACUCCCAGUACUCUCUUUCCAUGCCUUGAUCUUACAUAUGUUAAUGAUAAGUACACGGGAUUUCCAACCAAAUCAAUCUGGGAUGCAUGGGCUUCAUUGAAGGGAAACAAAAGCAUGUUGCAUGCGCAUCACAACAUAAGUGAUACAAAGAUCUGGGUAGCUACAAAUCCUCGAGGAGCUGAAAGGCUUCCUCCUGGUAUAAUCAAACCUCAGUCAGAUUUCUUUCUUCGUCGAUUAUGGGGCCAACCCAGUGAGGACCUAAUUGUCAAGCCAAAGUAUCUUGUAACCUUCACUGUUGGAUAUAAUCAAAGAUACAACAUUAAUGCUGCAGUGCAAAAGUUCUCUUCAAACUUCACGAUUGUAUUGUUUCACUAUGAUGGGCGGGCUAGUGAGUGGGAUGAAUUUGAAUGGGCAAAGAGAGCUGUCCAUAUCUCUGCAAUCAAGCAAACUAAAUGGUGGUAUGCAAAACGUUUUUUGCAUCCUCACAUCGUGGCUCCUUAUGAAUAUAUCUUUAUUUGGGAUGAGGACUUAGGUUUGGAACAUUUUGAUGCAGAGGAGUACUUAAAAAUGGUUAAGAAACAUAACUUGGAGAUAUCACAGCCCGGUCUAGAUCCAAUUAGUAGUUUUACAUGGCAGAUGACAAAGAAAAAGGAUGAAGGUGAAGUCCACAAGAUGGUUGAUGAUGGCGGGUGGUGGCAAUGUAGUGAUCCACAUUUGCCACCUUGUGCUGGAUUUGUGGAGAUUAUGGCUCCUGUCUUUUCUUCAGAUGCAUGGCGUUGUGUAUGGCAUAUGAUACAGAAUGAUCUAAUUCAUGGAUGGGGCCUCGAUUUUGCUCUAAGACGAUGCGUUAAGAUUCCUCAUGAGAAUAUUGGAGUUGUUGAUACUCAGUGGAUUGUCCAUCAAAGUGUUCCAUCUCUAGGGAACCAGGGGCACGCAGAAGAUGGUAGAGCACCAUGGGAAGGGGUGAGAGAAAGGUGUCAUAAAGAAUGGACAUUGUUUCAAGAUCGUAUGGCUAAUGCAGAGAGAGAUUAUUUUCAAGCAAUGGGAAUUAUUCCACGGAACACGACAGGUAGUUAG
Molecule: messenger RNA, 1815 nt
Organism: Arachis duranensis
Lineage: Eukaryota; Viridiplantae; Streptophyta; Magnoliopsida; Fabales; Fabaceae
Exons: 16
Coding region: 1-1815 (604 amino acids)
Source: RefSeq, a predicted model, not a curated record